CUGCCCUCCUCCGGUCCCUCCCUCUUGCUCUCUACUUCUAUCUAUCAAUAUUCUACCUACCCAUCAGUCAGUUCAUUCACAUUUCUGUUGUAAUCUCUUUCUACUCUUCAAUUCUCCAAUUUUUUCUUUCAUUUUCUUGCAUUUCUUUUUUUUUUUUUUCUGGGUCUGCUUCUUUUUCUAGCAAUCGUUUUCUAUUCUGGGUUUUGUUUUUGUGGCAAUGAAUGCUCUAGCAGCCACUAACCGCAAUUUUCGCCAUGCUUCCCGCAUUCUUGGGUUGGACUCCAAGCUGGAGAAGAGUCUUCUGAUUUCUUUCAGAGAGAUCAAGGUGGAGUGCACGAUCCCGAAGGAUGAUGGAAGUUUGGCGACGUAUGUGGGGUUCCGUGUGCAGCAUGAUAAUGCUCGUGGGCCCAUGAAGGGAGGGAUCAGAUAUCACCCUGAGGUGGAUCCUGAUGAGGUAAAUGCGCUGGCUCAAUUGAUGACGUGGAAGACCGCUGUAGUUGACAUUCCCUAUGGUGGUGCAAAGGGUGGCAUUGGGUGCACCCCAAGGGACUUGAGUAUGAGCGAGUUGGAACGUCUUACUCGUGUCUUUACUCAAAAGAUUCAUGAUCUUAUUGGAACUCAUACCGAUAUACCUGCACCAGACAUGGGAACUAAUGCUCAGACUAUGGCAUGGAUUUUCGACGAGUACUCAAAAUUCCAUGGUCACUCACCGGCUGUAGUGACUGGAAAGCCAAUAGAUCUUGGUGGAUCCCUCGGUAGGGAGGCUGCAACUGGUCAAGGUGUUGUUUUCGCAACUGAAGCUUUACUUGCGCAACAUGAGAAGUCAAUCAAGGGUUUGACAUUUGUUAUUCAGGGUUUUGGCAAUGUUGGAUCUUGGGUAGCAAGACUCAUCAGUGAGAGAGGUGGUAAAAUCAUAGCGGUGAGUGACAUCACUGGAGCUGUUAAGAACCAAAAUGGGCUUGAUAUAGUGGAUUUGCUUAGGCACAAAGAAGAGACUGGUUGUCUAACGAAUUUCAGUGGCGGAGAUCACAUGGAUCCGAAUGAACUGCUCACACAUGAAUGUGAUGUUCUCAUCCCAUGUGCUCUAGGUGGAGUUCUUAACAAAGAAAAUGCUGCGGAUGUUAAGGCAAAGUUCAUAAUAGAAGCAGCAAAUCAUCCUACUGAUCCAGAAGCUGAUGAGAUUCUAUCCAAGAAAGGAGUCGUAAUCCUGCCUGACAUCUAUGCUAAUGCUGGAGGUGUGACCGUGAGCUAUUUUGAGUGGGUUCAGAAUAUUCAAGGUUUUAUGUGGGAAGAAGAGAAGGUGAAUUAUGAGCUUCAGAAGUACAUGACCAAAGCCUUUCAUAACAUUAAGGCAAUGUGUCAAUCACACAACUGCGGUCUUCGAAUGGGAGCCUUCACAUUGGGAGUGAAGCGAGUUGCUCGUGCCACGACGCUAAGGGGUUGGGAAGCUUAGGUUGGUUCUUAUUCAUCUUCUUUGUAUAUGUUCCCUUGUUACAGCUGAAGAAGCAGAUUGGUUUCAGUCAUUACCUUCCAUCAAAGUCCCAUUAUUUUUCUUUGUCAAUCAUGAACUUCUUCCCCACACAUUGAUGGGUGUUGCAAACAUUUGUAAUUCAUCAUUUCAAUGAAAAAAAGAUAUUAUCAACAA
Molecule: messenger RNA, 1645 nt
Organism: Vitis riparia (riverbank grape)
Lineage: Eukaryota; Viridiplantae; Streptophyta; Magnoliopsida; Vitales; Vitaceae
Product: glutamate dehydrogenase-like
Exons: 9
Coding region: 218-1453 (411 amino acids)
Biological process (GO): L-glutamate catabolic process
Cellular component (GO): mitochondrion
Molecular function (GO): L-glutamate dehydrogenase (NAD+) activity
Source: RefSeq, a predicted model, not a curated record